Messenger RNA from Vespa crabro (European hornet), 1485 nucleotides. RefSeq lists its product as uncharacterized. The record is from RefSeq and is a predicted model, not a curated record. Lineage: Eukaryota; Metazoa; Arthropoda; Insecta; Hymenoptera; Vespidae. Bases 234 to 1223 code for a protein of 329 amino acids. The transcript has 5 exons.
CAGCAUUUUCUUUUUCUUUUUGAAUAUCAAUAGAAAAAGGUAGUGCAAGAAAGUUUCAUUUGAUAUAACAGUCUGUGUGCUUAGGUAUAUUACAAAAGUGUUGAAACUUUUUCAAUUAUUAUUUCGUGAAAUUAUUUGUCUAGUCUUUAUAAUCUGAAGAAUUAUCAAUAAUCUGUGAUCCUCUACUUGUCCUUUAAAACUUUUUUGUACCGGCGAAAGUUAAUAGAGGCAGAAUGCGACCAGUGCGAUUGUUGGUAAGCUGCGUGCUUCUUUUAUCCUCUUCGCUGUUGAUAUGUAGUCAAUCUACCGGAGGAAGAGUUACCUUUGCUGAAGAGAAAGGUGAGGAGUUAAGUAGUGGUAAAAUUGAUAUUUUUGAUUCUCAGCAGCCAGAUAGGAGAUUCUUUAAUGGAACUCGUAAAGGUAAAAAUCUUUUUGAUUGGAUUGGUAUCGGUAUAGGACGAAACAUCGACCCGUAUUUGGCAAAGAUUAACAAGGCUUGUUUGAACGGCGAGCUAGCGGAAUGCUUCAAAUCUGAAGCACUUUCUUCGUUCUCCGAGUUUUUCGAUCAGACAGCUUAUGUUCUGAAUGAAAAUGUAAAGGUAGUGCAAAUGUCUCGGCAAGUGAUCGCGGACGUUAGCCAUCAACCGUAUGAAUACUCGACGGAACCUAGAUCCGAUGAAUCGGAAUGGGAUCAGCUUGUCAAGUUCGCAUCAAGAAAAAUGGAAAAAUUCAUAAAGACCAUGGCUAUAGAAAUAGAAGUUCCAACUUCAGAGAUUGGUGAAAACGAAGUCUACUCACCAAGAUUUAUAGAUGAAAUCGCUGAUGAGAUUGACACUCUCGAAGAUAAAAAGGAUUCUCUUUUCUCUCGUCAUCGUUUCCGAAAAUUGUUGAUACCGAUGCUGAUUGUAUUGAAGCUCUUCAAAUUGAAACUAUUGUUAUUUUUACCACUAAUCUUCGGCUUGGUGUCUUUCAAGAAAUUUUUGACAUUUUUGGCUAUCGUUAUACCAGGAGUAAUAGGAUUUGUGAAAUUGUAUAAACCUCAAAAUUAUCAACCACCCUUUUACAGUCAAAGUGGUAUUGGGCAUCCUUAUUACAAGGAACCCUCCGAUCAGCCUUAUCCUUACGUAAAUCACAAUACGGAAUAUGAUGGAAGUUACCAUGGAGAUACUGUGUCUUAUGGACAGAAUCUUGCAUAUCGAGGCUACCGCGAAUAUCAAUCGUAAAGAAAGAUGAUUUUUUACUUAUUAUGUAUCUAUACUUACUUUAUUAUUUAUUAUUUAGCUUAAUUUUGAAUUGUUGUUGAAUCGAAUUGUUUAUCAAUCGAUUGCGAAGCUAGCUAAUUCGAUCUUUUGACGUUCUUUUCGACUUUGUUUUCGUAAGUUAGCUUACAUACUUAGUAUUUAAACUAUGUCCAUGUAAUUUCGUGUAAAGAAAUAUUGAUCGAUAGCAGAUGUACAUAUAUAUUAUUAAUUUAUGAAUAUAAAA